CGCGUCCUCGUUUCGGCUCUUGGAACUGUGGCCCACGAGAGGAGCGACUUCGGGAGCGAGCUUCUGCCUGCGACCCCCAGUUUUCAGGCUUGCGCCCAGCUGUUGGGUCGCUAUGCUUCCUCGAGAGCGCGCGGGACGCCGCUUCUGAGGCUAGGGGCGGCGGGCCAAAGGCUAGCUGCGUGGGGAAGUUGGAAGGUUGGGUUCUUCCUGCUCUGGUGACGUUCUCGGGCAGCCAUGGUCUAGGCCUGCGGAGAAACCUAGUGGCUUUGCUGUCUAGUUUGCGGUUCCGCUUCUCUGCGUGGCGGGCGAGAUUCCUGGUUGUUCUCGAAGAACAUGGUUACCUGCGGCCAAUGUGCGGGGUGGGUGUUUGGGGAGGGUGCUGCCCUGCAUCGGAAACUCAGUCCUGUUGGCCGGAGAGGGCGGUGAGUCCCCUCGGGCUUUCUCACCUUGUGCCUUUGCGCCAGGGAGGGAGCAUUAACGACACAAGACCCUUCAGUAGUAUCUGCUUUCUUUUCAUUCGAAACAAGUUCUUCCAUAAGCGCAAUUCAUGUGCGUCACCUCUGUGUACUCCGGAAGGGGAGUCUCUCCUGUGUAGAAGAGAAUGUUAGAAGUCUUAAGAACUCAGGACAAGCAGCAGAAAUACAUUCAACAUGGUGACUGACUUGCUAAGCUAUGAGGAGCCAUUGCUAGAAUAGAUGGGAGCCUUGAGAGGGGCUUGAGGACCAAAGAAGAGGCAGAAUUCUGUGAGGCAGCUUGAACUAUCUUCUCUGAGGAGAUGGGAAGGGAACUAUGACCAUCACUGAUUCAGGACCUAUUCUGAAGAACUGUUUGGAGACACUGGAAGAGAUAUCAAAGAUAAGUGAUCCAAGGAAGGGUAAUUCUGGAACCUUAAGGACUCUGCAAUAUGAAUAAUUCUCUGGAGAACACCAUUUCCUUUGAAGAAUACAUCCGAGUGAAGGCACGGUCUGUCCCACAACACAGGAUGAAGGAAUUUCUAGACUCAUUGGCCUCUAAGGGUCCAGAAGCUCUUCAGGAAUUCCAGCAGACAGCCACCACUACCAUGGUGUACCAACAGGGUGGGAACUGCAUUUACACAGACAGCACUGAAGUGGCUGGGUCUUUGCUUGAACUUGCUUGUCCAGUCACUACCAGUGUUCAGCCACAGACCCAGCAAGAACAGCAGAUCCAGGUUCAGCAGCCACAGCAGGUUCAGGUACAGGUGCAGGUGCAGCAGUCCCCACAGCAGGUCUCGGCUCAGCAGCUCUCCCCACAGCUCACCGUUCACCAGCCUGCCGAACAACCCAUUCAGGUUCAGGUGCAGAUCCAAGGACAGGCACCGCAGUCAGCAGCCCCUUCCAUCCAGACCCCAUCUCUGCAGAGCCCCAAUCCUUCACAGCUGCAAGCAGCCCAGAUCCAGGUGCAGCAUGUGCAGGCGGCUCAGCAGAUCCAAGCGGCUGAAAUUCCAGAGGAGCACAUCCCACAUCAGCAAAUUCAGGCUCAGCUGGUUGCUGGCCAGUCUCUUGCUGGGGGUCAGCAGAUCCAAAUCCAGACUGUGGGUGCCCUUUCCCCACCACCAUCCCAGCAGGGCUCACCUCGGGAAGGGGAGCGCCGGGUUGGUACGGCCAGUGUCCUCCAGCCAGUGAAGAAGCGCAAAGUGGACAUGCCCAUCACUGUGUCCUACGCCAUCUCAGGGCAGCCUGUGGCCACCGUGUUGGCUAUUCCACAGGGCCAGCAACAGAGUUAUGUGUCUUUGAGGCCAGACUUGCUGACAGUAGACAGUGCCCACCUGUACAGUGCCACUGGGACCAUUACUAGCCCUACAGGAGAAACUUGGACCAUCCCUGUUUAUUCUGCCCAGCCCCGGGGGGACCCUCAGCAGCAGAGCAUUACCCACAUUGCCAUUCCCCAGGAGGCCUACAACGCAGUUCACGUCAGUGGCUCACCUACAGCCCUGACAGCUGUAAAGCUGGAGGAUGACAAGGAGAAGAUGGUGGGCACCACAUCUGUAGUGAAAAACUCCCAUGAAGAGGUAGUGCAGACCCUUGCAAACUCGCUCUUUCCAGCACAGUUCAUGAAUGGCAACAUCCACAUUCCAGUCGCUGUGCAGGCUGUGGCAGGCACAUACCAGAAUACGGCUCAGACUGUCCAUAUAUGGGAUCCCCAGCAACAGCCACAACAGCAGACUCCCCAAGAACAGACGCCGCCACCACCACAGCAGCAGCAGCUCCAGGUUACUUGUUCAGCUCAGACUGUCCAAGUUGCUGAAGUUGAACCACAGUCACAGCCACAGCCUUCCCCAGAACUUCUGCUUCCAAAUUCUUUGAAGCCAGAAGAAGGGCUUGAAGUAUGGAAAAACUGGGCCCAGACUAAGAAUGCUGAACUAGAGAAGGAUGCUCAGAACAGAUUGGCACCCAUUGGGAGGCGCCAACUGCUGCGAUUCCAAGAAGAUCUCAUCUCCUCUGCUGUGGCUGAGUUGAAUUAUGGGCUGUGUCUAAUGACCCGGGAAGCUCGAAAUGGAGAAGGUGAACCCUAUGACCCUGACGUGCUCUACUAUAUUUUCCUGUGUAUUCAGAAGUACCUCUUUGAAAAUGGAAGGGUAGAUGACAUUUUCUCUGAUCUUUACUAUGUUCGAUUCACGGAGUGGCUUCAUGAAGUUUUGAAGGAUGUUCAGCCGCGGGUCACUCCACUUGGCUACGUUCUGCCCAGCCACGUGACUGAGGAGAUGCUGUGGGAGUGCAAACAGCUUGGGGCGCACUCCCCCUCUACCCUGCUGACUACCCUCAUGUUCUUUAAUACCAAGUACUUCCUGUUGAAGACAGUGGACCAGCACGUGAAACUGGCAUUCUCCAAGGUCUUACGACAGACAAAGAAGAACCCCUCUAAUCCCAAGGAUAAAAGCACGAGUAUCCGGUACCUGAAGGCCCUUGGAAUACACCAGACUGGCCAGAAAGUUACAGAUGACAUGUACGCAGAACAGACAGAAAAUCCAGAGAAUCCACUGCGGUGUCCCAUCAAGCUCUACGAUUUCUACCUCUUCAAAUGUCCCCAGAGUGUGAAAGGCCGGAAUGACACCUUUUAUCUGACACCUGAGCCAGUAGUGGCCCCAAACAGCCCAAUCUGGUACUCAGUCCAGCCUAUCAGCAGAGAGCAGAUGGGACAAAUGCUGACCCGGAUCCUGGUGAUACGAGAAAUUCAGGAGGCCAUUGCCGUGGCCAAUGCGAGCACCAUGCACUGAGAUUCCUCAACCAUGGUACAAGAGAAACCAGCCAGGAAAACCAGAAAGACUUUCACACUAAAGAAGAGGCCUCCAUUUUUUUUUUCUUUUUUUAUUGGUGUAGUUAUAAAGCCUUUCAGGCUACUUCUGUUUAAAAUGUAAAAGAAAACUUUGCCCCCUUUGCAUCUUCAUAGACCUGCAGCAGACUCCUUGGCCUAUGGGGGCUUGAGGUUUCCUGAGAGCCAGAUGUCCUAGAAAGUUGCUGGCUGACUUUUUUAUCUGGGCCGGAGGAAAGGACUUGGACUGAUAGGAAAAAUGUGGCCCCUUCCCUUCCUCAUGAUGGAACUAAUGAUGGACCGACCUCCAGGGAGUCUUCCCAGCUGGCUGCCACUCUGGACUGGUGCACAUCACUGACCACAGAGGAACCAUGUUUUCUUCAUGUUCAGACAUAAACCUAGCAUCUAAUGGAAGAAAAGUGAGGGGAAAUUCAAUUAUGAUUUAUUAAAGACAAUUUCUAUUACACCCUCCUUUGACAAAUGACAUUUUAGAUGUUAAAGUAAAAACUACCAUGCUUUUUUUGGCCUAACAUUGAGGCCUUAAACCUGAGGCUCCUGUGCCUGAUGGAAUUCUUGUAACAUACACUUGUGUAUCAUAUAAAGAUACCAAUCUGUUUCUCU
Molecule: messenger RNA, 3891 nt
Organism: Fukomys damarensis (Damara mole-rat)
Lineage: Eukaryota; Metazoa; Chordata; Mammalia; Rodentia; Bathyergidae
Gene: Qrich1
Product: glutamine rich 1
Exons: 12
Coding region: 905-3235 (776 amino acids)
Source: RefSeq, a predicted model, not a curated record